GAGACGAUUUAGAGCGGGGUUGGUCGUCCUGUUCGCGCCGACACCGUCGAACCCACCAGCCUCGCCGGCCCCACCGGCCCCACCGGCCCCUCGCCCUCUUUGCGUCACUUACUCUCCCCUGCACUGAUCCGCCCGGCCUCGGGAAAACGGCGUAACCGGUCGCCGCGAGUGAGAGACAUCGGAAGAGCGGCUCGGCGAGCUGUGUGCAGUUGCAGAAAUGCAGAGCAGGGACAAUGGAGGUUCCUCUUGCGAGGCCAGGCAUACGCAACCUGGACAUGGCGAGUGGAGCAGUGGACAGUCCUGGCACCCCCUGCAAUCCGAGAGAGGAGAAGAAGUGGGUGGACCGUGCCUGGAAUCUGAUGUUGAGAACAACACUGCCGAUUCAUACAGGCAGGAGUGGGUGAGGAUGUUUGACGAUCAGGAGCAUGUUUCUCGAGUGCGGCAGCGUGGCAUGAAGGGCCAGCUGAGAAGCAGCCGAUUCCGUAGCGUGUGCUGGAAGAUGUACCUGAAGUGCUUGCCGGAUGACAGAGAGUUGUGGGUGAAGAUAACUGAGGAACUGAGGCAGCAGUACGACCAAAUCAAGCUCAUGCACAUCACAAACCCCAGGAAGGAGGCAGGAGAGAAAGACUUGAACAUCAACAACCCUCUAUCACAAGCAGAAGAGAGUCCCUGGAACCGGUUUUUCCAGGACAAGGAACUGCGUGCAGUUAUUGAGCAAGAUGUAACUCGCACGUUUCCCGAGAUCCAGUACUUCCAAGAGGAGCGGGUGCAGGAACUUCUUACAGACAUUCUCUUCUGUUUUGCCCGUGAGAACGAGCAUCUGCUGUACAGACAGGGCAUGCAUGAGCUGCUGGCACCCAUAGUGUUUGUACUGCACUGCGACUACCAGGCUUUCCUGCACGCCACCGAGCUCUCCCAGGCCACCAACGAGAUGAGAACCAUCUUGAACCCGGAGUACUUGGAGCAUGAUGCUUAUGCCUUGUUCUCACAACUAAUGGAGACUGCAGAACCCUGGUUUUCCAACUCCGAGCGAAAGAAAUACAUGGGUCGUGACCCAACUGUGAACGCCGUCCCGUUUGCGCGGCCGCAAGACAACAGCCCCUCCAUUGCCAUCAUCACCAAGCUUAACCGUAUCAACGACCAAGUGCUCAAGCAGCACGACACAGAGCUCUACAUGCACCUGUUGCGCCUGGAGAUCGCACCGCAAAUCUACGGCAUCCGGUGGGUACGUCUUCUGUUUGGACGCGAGUUCCCCCUGCAAGACUUAUUGGCGCUGUGGGACGCCAUCUUCGCUGACAGUGCCAACCUCUCGCUUGUCGACUACAUGUUCGUCGCCAUGCUGCAGAACAUCCGUGACCCACUGCUGUCGAGUAACUACCAGACGUGCCUGGGACUGCUCAUGCAUUACCCUCCCAGUGGAGAUCUCCAUCAUCUGGUGCAAAAAGCACUUUUCCUUCGUGACCCUAAGAACAAUCCAAGGCCCAACAAUUACAAGUUCUCGGGCACUGUGGAGACGCCCAAGGCAUCUGCGAUCGUGCGGCACACCGAAUAUGCUGCCAGGGAGACACAGCAACGGCCAGCCGUCAACAUAAACAAAGUCUCUGCGGGACUGCUCAACUUGACACGCAAACUCAUAGGCCCUCCAGCAUCGGGACAGGCCACCAGCGUUGUCCCUAGAGCACGCCUGAUGACAGACACUUCCGUGCGUGUGCACCAGCAGCAGGAGCAGCAGCAGCAGCGCAUACUAAAAUCUGAGAGCGUGCCUUCACACCUCAGUAAGGGGAAGGUAGAGGCAGGCAAUGGGGAAAAGGCUCCUUUGCCUGCCGACAGCAUGGCUGGUGGCACAGGCCUGGGAUGGAGUGAGGGCAACUCGUCCCCAAGCACAGAAAGUCUGUCCCGUGAGGAGCCGAGGCCAUUGCCAUCCUCGCCGGCCGGAACCCGGGGGAAGGCGCUGUUCGGUAGCGGUAGCACACUUCCUCGGCCUCGCAGCGUCAGCAAGACUCGCAGGGAACUGGAGGAAGACCUGCAAAGCCAAAUAUCACUUCUGCAGGCCAAGCUGAUUGAAAUGCAGGGCAUGUGCCACUACUGCGCAGAGAAAUUGGACCAGCACCUGGCCAAAAUCCAGGAGGACAUUCUGCAAGAGAAUCUGCAGAGAGAAGAUGAGAUCCUGGUGUCCCUGGCUGGCAUCAAACAGAUUAAGGACAUCCUGAAGGGGACUCUCAGGUUUAACCAGAGCCAACUCGAGUCUGGGGACAAUGAGGAAAUCUCCAUCACCGACAACCACUACCAACCAGAUGGCAGCCAGGCUGCAGGGCCUGGCAGUAAAGUGGCCAAGGUCUCAGUGCCACACAGAACAGCUGAGGAUCCUUCACUCGGCCUUCAAAGCCCUCGCCCGAUCCGGCAGAACCUGCCCAUGGACAACCCACUCAUGGAAAUCCGACACGCUCGCAAAAGCACCCUGCAGGAAAUUGCAUAUGGUAUCGAAUGUAGUGAUGAAGGCGGGCAUGCCGCCCUGUCAAGUGAUGGAGGCAACGGCAACAGCAUGCAGAAGCAUCCCAUAGCUGAAAGCCAACACCCAUUGGGAGAUGGCCAAACCCUGCAGGGUGACGACCACCACACUGCUGGGCCUGUCCGCUCGCUCAUCAGCCCAGAUGAAGAGAGUGGCAGCAACACGAGCCGAGACUCAGACUUUCUCAUUGUGAGCCCAUUGGACCUGUAAUCUGCCACUGACCUUGCCACAUUUUCAGCUUUGGGUCGCUUUGUGUCCUUGGCUGCAGAAUUUUAAUGCAUUGGCUUGUCACACCAAGUUUGAAGAGGUUAAGUUGUGUUGCCUGUAACUGCAUUUGCCUUAAGUGUUGCAUAAUUCAAAUAUUUUAUUUUUAAUUGCCGGUUUUUUGUUGUACAAGUUCUCUGCUGUUAACCAUGAUUGCAUCUGCUGACUUUGCCAUACCAUGUGCUGAAUGUUAGGAGUGCAUCAUUUUAGUAAUUUACCAUGUAAUAUGCCAUUAGUAAUUGGGUGAAAAGUGAUAGUCCUUGGGUGCCCUGGCUGGUGCUUACACAACUGUAGUAUUAGACUUUUGCUGCAUAAAUAGAAUUUCACUGCCACUUUGCUAUAAUAAUUUUUGAUACUAACCUAUGCGGCAUGGAAUACUUGUACGACAAUAGUUGCU
This is a messenger RNA of Lethenteron reissneri (Far Eastern brook lamprey), 3170 nucleotides long. It is a transcript of the gene TBC1D5, whose product is annotated as TBC1 domain family member 5. NCBI's taxonomy places the organism in Eukaryota, Metazoa, Chordata, Hyperoartia, Petromyzontiformes, Petromyzontidae. Gene Ontology annotation, biological process: activation of GTPase activity. Gene Ontology annotation, molecular function: GTPase activator activity. The record is from RefSeq and is a predicted model, not a curated record.